UGGCUGACAAACUGACAAGUAAAGUUUGACAAGACAAGAAUCAAAAGUGUUUAUGAUUUACAAAAAAAAAUCAUAAUCGGUGUAUAAUAGGCUUGGUCCAGGCAUUUUCAAUCAUUAAUUCUAUAAUUCUCGAAGCGUAUCAAAAAUUAGUAGUAUAUAUUACUGUAAGAAGUAUAACCAACAUGUCUCAAGCUCGUCUUCCGCCUUGUAUUCCCUUGCCUUUGGAGCACAAAUUAUUAGUUACUGUGAUAGAGAAAGCUAAAGAUUGGGCCCUUAUGCAUGGUGUUGGAAUGCGAGACAAAAAACAUUUCACCAAGGACUCCAUACAGAUUGCUCCAUUCGUGUUACUGCCAUCUCCGUUUCCGAGCACCGAGUUUAACAAAGCAGUGGAACUCCAACCAGUCCUCAAUGAACUUAUGCAUAAGGUUGCUCAUGAUGUGGAAUUUUUAGAACAUACAUUACAAAAUGCAUUACAAGUUGAUGAGUUCACAGCAAAUCUUUAUGAUAUAUGGAUAAAAGUACGCGAAGAAGGAAUAACUCAGCCUAUAACACUUGGCAUGCUGCGCUCGGACAUAAUGCUGGAGUCAAGGUGUCCGCAUACAGUGAACCAGUGCGCGAAGCACACACCGUAUUGUUCUUGGAAGCAGGUGGAAAUCAACAGCAUAGCGUCGGGAUUUGGUCACCUUGGACCGAUAUCGAGAGACAUACAGAGCUAUAUUCUUCGCCAGUUGGGACAUGGAGAUCUUAUUAAAAAGAUGCCAGAGAACGGUGCUCUAUCAGGACUUUGUAGUGGCAUAAUCGAGGCAUAUGACCUUUUCGGUGUCGCAAGUGCCAUCAUAAUAUUUGUGGUAGAAGAGGUGUCAUACAACAUAUGUGAUCAGAGGUUCCAUGAGUUUGAGAUAUCAGAGAAAAGGCCCGACAUCAUGAUACAUAGAAAGACUUUGAACGAAUUGUAUGAAGAGACAACAGUCAAUGAUAAGAAGCAAUUAAUAUUGGAGGGGCGGCCGGUAGCGGUGGUGUACUACAGGUCGGGCUACGAGCCCUCGCAGUACCCCUCCUCUCGCGAGUGGGACGCUCGGCUGAGGGUAGAAAGGUCCUCAGCGAUAAAAUGUCCAUCGAUACAGUAUCAAUUAGCUGGCACAAAGAAAGUGCAGCAGACGCUGGCGUCUCCCGGCGUGCUGGAGAAGUUCAUGGGCGGCGGCGCGACCACCGCCAGCGUCCGCGACAUCUUCACCGGCCUGUACUCGCUGGACUUCGACGAGAGUGGGGAGAGGGCAGUCGAUAUGGCGUUAGCUGAUGCUGAGAGAUUCGUGCUGAAGCCGCAGCGCGAGGGCGGCGGCAACAAUCUGUACGGCGCGGAAGUGCGCGAGGCGCUGCUGCGCAUGCGACACAGCCGCGAGCGCGCCGCAUACAUACUCAUGGAGCGGAUACUACCCCCGCUGGUGUCAGGGUACGUGGUGCGGCCGGGCGCGCCCGUGCCGCCGCCGCUCACCGACCUCGUCUCCGAACUCGGGAUAUUCGGAGUUAUUAUUGGAACUAAAGAGAAGAUAUUCAGCAAUCGUCAAGUAGGUCACAUGUUGCGUACGAAGCUCGCUGACGCCAACGAGGGCGGAGUCGCCGCGGGGCUCGGCGCACUCGACUCGCCCUUCCUGCUGGACUUAUAACGUAAUUUAAUUAAUUUAAUUAUACUGACUUUAUGGUUAAAUUCAUGUCUGUAAACAUUUAAACCCGGUUUGGAAAAAUUUAAACCCAGGUUUGUAAACCCAGAUUCAUGUUAAAUGUAAACCAAGUAUAUAAAAUUAGAUUCAUGUUAAAGGUAAACCAAGUUUGUAAAAUCAGAUUCAUGUUAAAUGUAAACCAGGUUUGUAAAAUUAUGAUCAUGCUAAAAGUAAACCAGGUUUGUAAAAAUCACACGUAAUAGUUUAAACCAGGUUUCAAAUUCAUAUUUAUAAUAGUUUAAUUUAGUUUUUUCAUCAUAUUUAGUAUGUCUAUAAAUUGAAUUUAAUAAUAAAAGUCGGUAUUAAAAGCUACGUUUCGUUACAACAUUGGAAGGUGUUUUGUCUCGCUCACUCGUACUGUUUAUAUACCGAUAUCCUAUUCUUGCGUAAUUUAACGGCAAAAUUGAGAAUUUUCUCGCAUUUUAAAUAAUAUUUUUUAAUAUAUUUGACAUAAAAAACUACUAAUUUCAGUUUGUAUGACGUGUUAAUUUGAAUUAUUUUAUAUAGUGAUUUUAUUUCUUUGAAAAAGCAAAAUCUUUUAAUAUUCGAUAACAUGCAUAAUUAUUUCAGUUAUAUCAUGGAAUUAAUUUUAAAUUUAUACCAAAUAUAAAAAUAACGAGCACAAGAAAUAU
This is a messenger RNA of Papilio polytes (common Mormon), 2350 nucleotides long. RefSeq names its product glutathione synthetase-like. Gene Ontology annotation, biological process: glutathione biosynthetic process. The record is from RefSeq and is a predicted model, not a curated record. The coding region runs from base 183 to 1664 and encodes 493 amino acids. The transcript is spliced from 12 exons. Lineage: Eukaryota; Metazoa; Arthropoda; Insecta; Lepidoptera; Papilionidae. Gene Ontology annotation, molecular function: ATP binding; glutathione binding; glutathione synthase activity. Gene Ontology annotation, cellular component: cytosol.